GGACUUUUCAAUUUCUCUAUCCGAUAGCCAAUCGGCGUGUCCGGAAAACUCGUCUCGCCAAAACCUUCGAAUCGCACGUGGUGCGUUGGAGAGAAACGCGUCAAUGUGAUGCAAUGUGCGAGACCUUUAAACGAAUACCGCAUAUUUCUAUCACUUUUCAUUUUUUUUUACGAUUAAAUAAACAGGACAAAAUUACGGUGCUCUCAUGCUCUCAUCGUCCUUCGAUCGACAGACUUUAUCUCGUCCAUAACCUGCUUGCUUAAUGAUAUUUCCCUUUUCGACGCGAAAUGGCGAAAUGCGCCUACUUUUUGCUUUGCCAGCCGAAACGUUCGAGAUUUCUGCGUACGUGUGAUCGAACGUUAAACGCGAUACGAAAAUUUGCGGACGACAGGCCGGCUAUCGUCCUGGGAAUCGAAACGAGCUGCGACGAUACGGGAUGCGGAAUCGUAGAUACCGCGGGGAAGAUAUUGGGCGAAGCGAUAAAUUCGCAGCAUCUUACGCACUUGAAACACGGUGGCAUAAUACCUACAAUUGCCAGUGAAAUGCAUAGGCAACAUAUUACUACGGUCUGCGAGGACGCACUCAGAUCGGCGAGUCUAAGAUUAAGGGAUAUAGAUGCUAUCGCGACUACAACUAAACCAGGUCUUCCCAUGUCGCUUGACGUUGGAAAUAACUUUGGCAAAUAUCUCUCUAGGAUUGGUAACAAACCGUACAUACCCGUACAUCAUAUGGAAGCUCACGCGUUAACUGUACGGAUGGUGCAGAAAGUAGACUUUCCUUAUCUUGUUUUGCUUGUAUCAGGUGGCCAUAGUUUAUUAGCGAUCGUUGAGAAUGUUGAUAAGUUUUACUUGCUGGGCACUACGGAAGAUAAUGCACCCGGUGAAAUUCUCGACAAGAUCGCUCGUAAGUUAAAGCUCGCGAAUAUACCGGAGUUCUCGCGUAUGAGCGGUGGCCAAGCGAUAGAAAGCGCAGCGAGCAAAGCGUCAGAUCCAACCAAGUACGUUUUUGAGCCUGUCUUGACAAGAAAGAGAAAUUGUCAAUUCAGCUUCGCGGGUGUAGCAAACAAAGGUUUUCGCUGUAUCGAUAAAAAAGAAAAAACUUUUGACAUUGCUGAUAGUACGGCGAUUCUCGACGUGUAUAAUUUCUGCGCUGGCCUACAAAUGUCUAUUGCAAAGCACAUAUGUCUCAGAACGCAGAGGGCAAUGGAAUUCAUUAUCAAUAUGAAUUUGAUAUCGCAAGAGAAGCGAACUCUGGUAAUAUCUGGCGGAGUGGCUUGCAAUAAUUUCUUGGCAAAGGCUUUAGAAAUUGUUUGCGCGGAAAGAGGCUUUACAUUGGUUAGAACUCCACCCCGUUUGUGCAACGACAACGGUGUAAUGAUAGCGUGGAACGGUGUGGAAAGGUGGAUAGCAAACACAGGCGUUCUCCGAAAUAGAGAGGAGAUCGAAAAGGUAGCCGUCGAGAAAAAUGCGUUAUUCGGAGAAAGUUGGAUCGAAAGAGUACACGAUGCAGACAUAAAAUGUAAAUUAGUGAAAUUAAAUGGGCUUUGAACACACA
Messenger RNA from Vollenhovia emeryi, 1554 nucleotides. It is a transcript of the gene Tcs4, whose product is annotated as probable tRNA N6-adenosine threonylcarbamoyltransferase, mitochondrial. The record is from RefSeq and is a predicted model, not a curated record. Gene Ontology annotation, biological process: tRNA threonylcarbamoyladenosine modification. The transcript is spliced from 5 exons. NCBI's taxonomy places the organism in Eukaryota, Metazoa, Arthropoda, Insecta, Hymenoptera, Formicidae. The coding region runs from base 288 to 1547 and encodes 419 amino acids. Gene Ontology annotation, cellular component: mitochondrion.